Paracoccidioides brasiliensis Pb18 is the source of this 1146-nucleotide messenger RNA. RefSeq lists its product as uncharacterized. The coding region runs from base 1 to 1146 and encodes 381 amino acids. The transcript has a single exon. The record is from RefSeq and is a predicted model, not a curated record. Gene Ontology annotation, cellular component: endomembrane system.
AUGCAACCAUCCCCUCUGCAUUGGAAUAGAAAUAGGGAAACUUUAUGUUUAAAAAAAUGGCAACAAAUCCAAUCCACUAACACAGCCCCAGACUUCCUCGGCGUAAAACCCACUGUCUCUCAAGCAGAUCUCCUCAAAGCCUUCCGCCAAAAAUCCAAACAGCUUCAUCCCGACAAGGUCAAACGUGCCUUCAUUGCGACCUAUUCCAUCAAGAAACACAAGCAAUCCCGUGAUUCCAAGGGCAAAAAACCCUCUGUGCACGUCUCCCGUGGACCCUCGGAACGCGAAAUCGCCCACGUCGUCAAACUCGCUACAGAACGCUAUGCGCGCCUAGGCGUCGUCAACAAUAUCCUCAAGGGCCCAGGGCGCGAACGCUAUGACCAUUUCAUGCGCAAUGGAUUUCCUACGUGGAAGGGGACUGGUUACUACUACUCUCGUUUCAGGCCUGGCUUAGGGACUGUAUUGAUCGGGUUGUUUAUUGCUUUUGGCGGGGCCGCGCAUUACGGUGCGUUGAUUUUAAGCUGGAAGCGGCAGAGGGAAUUUGUGGAUCGGUAUAUCAGACAUGCCAGACGUGCGGCGUGGGGUGAUGAGUUGGGGAUCCGCGGGAUUUCUGGACUGGGUGAAUCUAGUAGUGGUGUCGGUACGGGUUCCGGGACAGAUAUAGGUGAAGGCGCUGUGGCUGUGAAUCGUCGUCAGAAACGUAUGAUGGAUAAGGAGAAUCGCAAGGAAGCCAAGAAGAGUGGUAAAGCGCGAUCAUCUGGAUCAGCGACGCCCAGCGAGGGCGUGAUUGGCCCUUCUGGCGACAGGAAGCGCGUGAUGGCGGAGAACGGCAAGAUUCUUAUUGUUGAUUCUGUGGGGAAUGUGUUCUUGGAGGAGGAGAAUGAGGAUGGGAAGAAGGAGGAGUUUUUGUUGGACAUUGAGGAGAUCAGGAAGCCAACUAUAAGGGAAACAUUUGCUGUUAAGGUGCCUGUGUGGGCGUAUCGGAAGACUGUUGGGAAGUUGAUGGGUGGCGGCCAUCUGGGAGAUGAGGGCGGAGAGGUGCUGGUUGGAGGGGGUGUGGAUGCUAACGUCGAUGAGUCUGUGGAUGUGGGCAAUAAGAAGCGGUCUAUUAACGGCACGCCGAGAAGAAGGGGGAAGAAAAGUUGA